GAGGCCUCGCUAGAGAACUGGACGCGAAUUUUGUUUCUCCCUCACCCCCGCCCAAAGAAAACCAUUUAGGAAAGAAAACGAGACUGAAGUGCAGGGUGGCGACCAGCCUGCCUUUCCCUUUGUUUUCGAUGAAAAUGUCGCCGAGAAGGAGCUGCAGCAAAGGCGCAUUGUGCGGCCGAUGGCAGAGACAAAAUGUCGGCUGGGGGCAGGGUUGGAGGAAGGCGUCCGGCGCCAUCUUGGUGGUGACUCCUUCAUUUAUCUAUGCCUGGAUAAGCGUGCCACAGCCAGUGAUCUAGUUCUCUACCCACUGAAGAAAUGUUCUUAAUGAUUUAGCAGUGAUUAAUGAAAUUUGUAGACCAUGGAUGAAGAUGUAGGAAGGCUUGAACUGCAGCAACAGGAGCCCAAGGUGAUAUUUGAUAACACAGUUCAAGAAGUGACUUCAGAACACAUUGAUGGACAUCAUAUUCUCGUAGAAGUUCAAGAGACUGUCUUUGUCGAUUCUGCUAUCAAUUCUGGUCCCCACUUUGUCUCUGGUGAUACAGACUCUGUUGUAAUACAGGAUGUCAUUGAAGAUGUUGUCGCUGAAGAUAUUGUUGCUGAAGAUGUUCACUGCCCUGAUAUUAUUGAGGAGCCAGAAACCAUUAUUGUACCUGAACAAGUACUGGACACUGAUGUUGCCACAGAGGAAACCUUGACUACAGUCCCUGAAGAUGUUUUGGCUUCCGACAUCAACUCAGAGACCAUUUGUGUAUCAGAACAUGUCCUGACAAGCGAAGAUGUGUCUGAUAUGGCUACUGUUGAGCAAGUUGCUGUCACAGAGGCUGAAAUAGUCACAGGCACCUUGUCACCUGACGUUGAAGAAGUUCUAGUGGCCGAUCCUGCUACAGAGACUGAGAUAGACACACGGAGUUUACAUGUUCAGAAUCGAGAGACCGUUCCAGUCACCAUUGAGGCUCCAGUAGGAAAUAAAGACACCAGUGAGGAUUAUUUAAUGAUUUCCUUGGAUGAUGAUGGAGGAAAGAUUGGACAUGAAGGAAAUAGUGAACUAAAAAUUGAAAGUGGCCUAUCGGCACAGGGCGAUCGUUUAAAAACAGAUGGUGCUUGUUCUGAAGUCAUUAAAGUUUACAUUUUCAAAGCAGAUGAUGGAGAUGAUGAUUUAGGUGGAACUGUGGAUAUUGGUGAAAGUGAACCCGAUAAUGAUCAUACAGUUGGCCUACUGGACCAGGGCAGUGUAGGCAGAAUAUCACGAGAGAAGAUGGUUUACAUGACUGUUAAUGAUCCCAACCAGGAGGAUGAGGACAUAAUGAAUACAACACAACAAGAAGAGAACUGCUACCUUCAAACAAGUUGUACUGAUAUUGCAGAUGAAGUUUACAUGGAAGUCAUUGUAGGAGAAGAUGAUGCAACAGUCGGUCAUGAGCAACAAAUUGAAGACGCAGACAUUAGCAAAACAUUUGUGCCUGUAGCUUGGGCUACUGCAUAUGGUAACAGUUCUGAGACUGUAGAGAACAAGAAUGGAACUGCCAGCCAUCUUCUACAAGCAGAUGGAACAGCUGAGCUUAACAGGCUGGCAAAACCAAAGUCGAGGAAAAGGAGGAGAUUUGAAAGUAGACAGUAUCAGACAGCAAUCAUCAUAGGGCCAGAUGGACAUCCCAUAACUGUUUAUCCAUGUAUGAUCUGUGGAAAAAAAUUUAAAUCCAGAGGUUUCCUGAAGCGACACAUGAAAAAUCAUCCAGAGCAGCUGACCAAGAAAAAGUACCAGUGUACUGACUGUGAUUACACUACUAACAAGAAAAACAGUUUACACAACCACUUGGAGAGUCACAUGCUUAUGAACAAAGUGGAGAAGACCUAUGAGUGCGAUGAAUGUGGCAAAGUGUUUUCUCAUCCAGGAGCACUGGUUUCCCACAAAUUGGUUCACCGUGAAAAAGGAGCCACAAAGAUGCACAAAUGCAAAUUUUGUGAGUAUGAGACUGCAGAACAAGGGCUUCUGAAUCGCCACCUCUUGGCUGUGCAUAGCAAGAAUUUUCCACACAUAUGUGUGGAGUGUGGCAAGGGAUUUCGCCAUCCUUCAGAGUUGAGGAAACACAUGCGAACCCACACUGGGGAGAAACCUUAUCAGUGCCAGUACUGUGACUACAAAUCAGCUGAUGCCUCAAAUCUGAAAACUCACAUGAAGACAAAGCACAGCAAGGAUCUACCAUUCAAAUGUGAGCAUUGCUUGAUGACAUUCACGGAUGCCAAAGAACUACAGAAACAUGCCAUCAUGCAUCAGGGACACAAGACCCACCAGUGCACACAUUGUGAUCACAGAAGUUCCAACUCUAGUGAUUUGAAGCGCCAUAUUAUUUCAGUCCACACCAAGGACUAUCCUCAUAAGUGUGAAGUAUGUGAUAAAGGCUUUCAUCGACCCUCUGAGCUUAAGAAACACAUGUCCACUCACAAGGGUAAAAAACUGCACCAGUGUAGGCACUGUGACUUUAAAAUUGCAGACCCUUUUGUUCUUAGUCGUCAUAUUCUUUCAGUUCACACCAAGGAUUUGCCAUUCAGAUGUAAACGUUGCAAAAAGGGCUUUCGACAACAGGUUGAACUUAAGAAGCAUAUGAAGACCCAUAGUGGCAAAAAGGUUUACCAAUGUGAGUACUGUGAAUAUAGCACUACUGACGCCUCAGGCUUUAAACGGCAUGUUAUUUCAAUUCAUACAAAGGACUAUCCACAUCGUUGUGAUUACUGCAAGAAAGGCUUCCGAAGACCUUCGGAAAAGAACCAGCAUAUCUCUCGACAUCAUAAGGAUGCAGUUUUGGUUGAGGGGUUACCAUGAACUAUUACCAAGUUAGGAAGCAGCUACUUCCAGUGCAUCCAUUUAAUGGUAAAGAAUAUUGUGUAUAUUUGUCGUUAAAGACUUAAAAAUUAAGUUCACUUCAAUAAUUGAACUAACUUAUCCCCUUUUCCAAUUGUAUUGUCAUAGAUUGAAGAUCUAGUCUAAAAUGCAAAUUAAUGUCCACAGACAUAGAAAUCCAUUAAAUGGACAGGUUUUGCGAUAUGGUGUCAGAUCUUAAGAUAUGAAUGUAAUAAAUUAGUUACAACAAAUCAGCUACAGCUUUGGCUUCUGCCAUUAUAUAAUUACUGAAUCCAAAAUUAGCUAUUUCUGAAACAAUUUAGCUUCAGUUUAAUUAUUGAUGGCAAAUGUGGUCCUUUUAUUAGUUUGUAUCAUUGCUCAGUUUUGUUGAAGUGCUACAGUUUAUGUGCUUGCUUGCUUGCCUGUUUUCUGGCUGAAAUUCAUGUUAUCAGCACAUCCUCCUGUAUUUUGAAAUUUCAUUUGGUGUUGGAAUUGUAGUUAUUUUUCCAUCUGUGCUUUUGAUGCUUCAGUGUAUUAUGGUAAUGGUAUGUUUUCAGCCCUUAUCUGGAUUUACAUUUUUAUUACAGUUUCAUCUUUUAAAAAGAGGGAAAAAAAUCUUCACUUGAUGUAACCUUGGGACUAAAGGCCUUUGCCUAACUACAUUUUACUUGUUCUUCCAGAUGUGCUUCAUUCCUCUGUGUCAAAUGUGGUCUAGCAAUGCAUUGUUGUGGCAGGAUUAUUUCAUCAAAUUUACUUUUCCGUAUAUGGUGUGUAAAAAAAAAAAUGACAUUGCUCAUGUUUUUACAAGUGUACACAUUUUUUCCAGAAUUAUAUUUUGCCAAUGUCUUUAUCUUGUAAAAAUAAAACAAAUAGCGCUAUAUGUUUUUUAAAAAAAGUUCUGUGCUUUCUGUAUACUGCAGCUUAAUCUUAAAGCAGCAACUUAAAAGAAAAUGUAUGUAUUAGUAGUAUUUGUUCUGCAUGAGCUGCAAAAUCUAUUUUAAAACAAAUAACUCCAGAUGUAGGGAAAUGUUUUACAUGAUGUACCUCAGUCUGAUCAUAAUGUUGGAGAGGUGUUGGGGUAUUGGGAAGGGUGUUGCAGGGAAUUGUGUGGUGAAAGAGAGGCUUUCUUUCUGACUAAAUCUUUAUAACAUACAAAGUAAAAAGAAUGUAUAUUUGAUAACAUUGAACAACCACUGUUGAUAAUCUUCUGAAAUAGCCUUCAAAUAGUUUAUUUGUUUGAGAAACUUGAUAUAAUUGGACGGUUAAAACAAUAAAAUUGCAGUAUAAUUCAGGAUUUUCAGUAUAACAUUUUUGAGCUUCAAGAUGAUGUCCUGCUUCUAAUCUCUACAGCAUCCUGUAAGGUUUGAAAUGCAAUGAGUUGGCUUCAUUUGUACGUCAGCAAAGUAUGAAUGGUAUGCAAAUGAAAGGAAAUUUCAAAUGGAAGAAUUGAAAAUUAUAUCAUAAUGUAACU
This is a messenger RNA of Chiloscyllium plagiosum (whitespotted bambooshark), 4310 nucleotides long. Its product is annotated as zinc finger X-chromosomal protein-like. The record is from RefSeq and is a predicted model, not a curated record. Gene Ontology annotation, cellular component: nucleus. NCBI's taxonomy places the organism in Eukaryota, Metazoa, Chordata, Chondrichthyes, Orectolobiformes, Hemiscylliidae. Gene Ontology annotation, biological process: regulation of transcription by RNA polymerase II. Gene Ontology annotation, molecular function: DNA-binding transcription factor activity, RNA polymerase II-specific; metal ion binding; RNA polymerase II transcription regulatory region sequence-specific DNA binding.